CUACAGCAUUUCUUGUUGCUAUCUUCGUUUCUAUGGUGGAUCAAUCUGUAAGUAAGAAAAGACGUAUAUCUAGCGAGAUGAAGAUUAAUAAGGAGGAUGCUGCUCGUACGCAGGAGAAACUCGACGAGCUCAUGCAACGAUUUGAUUCGGUGGGCGAAAGUAUCAUUCAAGAGUUUCCCGGUUUAAUACUGGACUUGGAGGAGCGUCUGCCGAAGAUCUUCACUAGGACUGAGGACAUCGUGGAACUGGAGGAUGCCUUUGCUAAGAAGGAGUGUUCAGCAGAGGGAAUAUUGUCGGGUAAACCGAACCCUGUAGUAGUUGAAGUGAACAGGAUCGUUACUAAGGAGUUUGAUAAGGCUAGUGAUAAGCUCUCUCGACUUCAGCGUUAUAUCCUUAUGCACGUACCACGAGAAGAGGAUGGUAACAAUUUCGGUGUUGAAGUCCAGGCUCAGUUCAAUGCAAAAUUGGGUGAAUAUCUGAAAUGGUGUGAUGACACUCAAGACGAGAAUAAGGUCUAUCAUCAGGCUCGAGCUGAGAUUAUUCGGCAGAUGGAGUUUGAGAGAGCUGUGGAGGAAAGAGAAACUGUAUGCGAAAAAGAGGGCAAAACGACUAAGUCCAAAGCCACCAAAUCCGUCGUGAAUGUUCCUCAGCUUGGAGACCUCCUCAGUUUUGUGGCUCGCCAUGACGCUCUGCAGUACUUCAACUUGAAAAACGAAUUGCAGGAGCUGAUCAGCAUGUAUCUUCACUGUUAUAUGUAUCUCAAGAACAACUAUGAGAAGGUAAGAUGGCCUCGAGGAAAAUCCGAAGGCAUGAAUAUGCAUAUGUAUUAAUAUUUCUAUUGAAGUACACUCGAGUCGUUUCAAUGAUAUACUGUUGGUGGCUGAGGCCAUCAUAACGUAAGUUAAUACCACACUGUCAAUAACAACUGCAUCCACAGUCAGUUGCUGGU
This is a messenger RNA of Perkinsus marinus ATCC 50983, 949 nucleotides long. RefSeq lists its product as hypothetical. Gene Ontology annotation, biological process: positive regulation of endopeptidase activity; regulation of proteasomal protein catabolic process; regulation of G1/S transition of mitotic cell cycle. The transcript is spliced from 9 exons. Gene Ontology annotation, molecular function: endopeptidase activator activity. Gene Ontology annotation, cellular component: nucleoplasm; cytoplasm; proteasome activator complex. The coding region runs from base 33 to 830 and encodes 265 amino acids. Lineage: Eukaryota; Perkinsozoa; Perkinsida; Perkinsidae. The record is from RefSeq and is a predicted model, not a curated record.